Messenger RNA from Ostrea edulis (European flat oyster), 3734 nucleotides. RefSeq names its product pleckstrin homology domain-containing family A member 8-like. The coding region runs from base 210 to 1754 and encodes 514 amino acids. Lineage: Eukaryota; Metazoa; Mollusca; Bivalvia; Ostreida; Ostreidae. Gene Ontology annotation, cellular component: cytosol; membrane; cytoplasm. Gene Ontology annotation, molecular function: ceramide 1-phosphate transfer activity; ceramide 1-phosphate binding. The transcript has 11 exons. The record is from RefSeq and is a predicted model, not a curated record. Gene Ontology annotation, biological process: intermembrane lipid transfer; ceramide transport.
AGUUGGUCUUACCAACCGGAAAUAGAUGCCACGAGAACCAACGGCAGAAACUUUGGGUGAAGGCCAACAGCGUGAUGUCUACAGCUGACGAAUUUGUCCAUAAUGAUGAAAAACAAGGAACGUGAGCAUGUCAUUCUUUUUUAAAGCUUCAUGUUAUGCUGUCGUCUUGCGUAUAGGAUUUGCGAUGUAUUACCACUGAUUUCCGCAAUAUGGAGGGUGUGUUGUUGAAAUGGACCAAUUAUUUGACAGGUUGGCAGCCCCGGUGGUUUGUGCUGGACAAUGGGAUUCUUUCAUAUUAUAAAUCACAAGAAGAAGUAAAUCAUGGAUGUAAGGGGUCAAUUCGAAUGGCCGUAUGUGAUAUCAAUGUGCACUCAACAGACAAAUGUCGCUUAGAUUUGAUCAUUCCUGGAGAGUCCCAUUUCUAUCUUAGAGCCUCAAAUCCACAAGAGAGACAGAGAUGGCUUGUCUCAUUGGGAACUGCUAAAGCUUCACUCACCAAUGGAAGGAUUAAAGACACUGCAGGAGAGGUUUCCCCAGAUAUUAUCAAGACUAAGAAGUCAGAAUUAAGACUCUACUGUGAUCUCUUGAUGCAACAAGUACAUUCAGUCAAAUCAGUGACUCAGGAAGGCAACCCAGUCAAUGUAGAGAAACUGAAUGAGGCUACAUCCUUGUUAGGUGCAACAUGUGAUACCUUCAUUUCCACACUGGAGGACUGUAUGAAGAUUGCCAAUGCCAGCAUUGCUUAUGAGUCCCCACACCAACACAUUAGUGAUUCUCCAUUCCCAUUGAUAACAUUGAAACCUCCACUAAAAAAGGAUUCAAGAUCAUAUUCAGUGUCUGACAAGUACCCACCCACAGCAGCACCUAGAAGACGGACUUUUUCAGACAGUUCUCCAGAAAAACUAAGUCCUCGUUCUAGAUCUGCCAUGUCCCUGUCCCCACAACUAGAACAUUCAAAGGAAGACAACCAUGUGUUAGAUACAGAAACACUCACUACUGAACAAACACUGCUAGCCCCCGAACAAAACUCUCUAACCAAAAACCUGAAACGAUCAGCUUCCUUAAAAAGUUUGGAGAAUGGGGACGAAGAGUUCAAGGAUGCCAUUGAUGAAAAAAUUCCAAAUUUUUUCUCUGCAAUGGAAUGCAGUUUUAUGGAUAUACAAUUAGAAAUUGAUGGUGGAAUUCCUAUAGAGCGUUUCCUGUCAGCUUGUAGAUGCAUGGUUCCUAUAUUUGACAAAUUAAAUUCCACUGCAUUUGCUCCAGUAAAAAUGGACUUUCAGGGAAAUAUAAGGAAACUACAACAGAAAUAUUCCACAAACACAUCGUCAUUCACCACGCUGCAGAAAAUGGUGAUGAUUGAGGUGGAUUGUAAACAGCAUCGGAUGUCCAGUUCUGCCACAGUAGCUCUUCUGUGGAUGAAAAGAGGUUUACAGUUCAUCAAAGAAUUCUUGCUUGAGAUUGUGAACAAUCAACAAGACUUGUCACUGGCUGCUGGCAAUGCCUACAGUAAAUCCUUAAAACCCUUCCAUGGCUGGGUUGUCAGAGGGGUUUUUGCUGUGGCAGUGAAGGCUUUGCCAAGCCGUGAGGUGUUCAUCUCUCUGUUGGCUGUUCCGGGAGGAGAGAAUAAGGGGACAGACUUCACACAUUCCUUAAUGACAGACAUGGAAAAUUACAUCACUGCUCUCGAUGAAAUUCUACGUGUUCUAAAUGAUUUUUUCACUGUGCAUACCCUUGACAAUGAAGAGUCGGUAUAAAAGCCCUUAUAUAUGUGUUCACAGCUGUUUAUUCACGUUUACUUCUCUAUUAAUUCUCUCUAUUUCAUGACAUCAACACAUGAACUAGGCAGCGUCACUAUAAAUGUAAGGAUCUCUACUCUUUUUUUUUUUUUUUUUUUUUUUUUUUUACAAUCAACAGUGACAUGCAAUUAUAUCCAAAACAAUUUAAACACCAUCCCAGUGAAACAGGAAUUUUCACAAAAGGGCACUUGGAGUCUGUUUGUAGGCUAAAUAUAUUUUCACAUAAAUAUUGAAAUUAAUACAUGUACAUGUUGGACUCGAGUUUCUUCCAACUUGUGUAUCCUAGGCAUGGUAUCUAAUUUACUCAACCAAGAUACGAAUACCAUUUUCGCUUCCGUCUUGGUAUCAGCAUUCAGAAGACUGCAAGGUAAAGCGAGUGUUCAGAAUUAUCUUUGCAGUUCAGAUAGAAUCUAAAAUUUGAAAAAUUUUGAUGAAGUAUAGGGAACAUUUUCUCUUGGCUUUCAAGUCAUUUAGCUGUCUUCAAUGGUAAGCCUAGUCAAAGUUAUAAUGUGAAAAAUAUUGGUUGAAGAAAAAAAAAACAUUCAUAGGUACUUCUGUCCAUUGUCUGUACGUAAUUACAAUGUUAUUAAUUCCAUGCAUCCAUAGGGAAAUGCUGUUGAUCCAAUAUGUGUAGAUAAUUUUGUGAAAGGACUAUAUAUGAUAAAGACUUUUUGUUCCCUCCGAAAUUGAAUGUUGUGCUUUCGUUUCAAAAUCAUUUGUAUUUUGUGCAAGGAUCUUGAUGCAAUUCUACAGUUGUUAUUUUCAAUUUUCAUAGGUAUUAUGACAUCAUAAGCAUGACAUUUUGUCACCAUUUUUAUAUUUCUACUUAAAAUGACUAUAUUUUUAGUUUUUCUUUAAGAAAACAUUGUGCACAGGUUUGUACAAAUUUCAUGUUUAUGCCAUAGAUUUAUCUUUCCGUUAGACUUGCAUGAUGAAAAAAAAAUUUGUUUAUACAAAGCCAUGCUUGUUUUCUAAAUGUUCACUGAAAAAUGUAACUGAAACAUUGUUGAGUGUGGCGGAAAACAUCAAUCAAUCAAUCUAAAUGUUCACAACAGUAAGCAUUUUAACUCAGUAAAUUGGGGAAUUUUGUCACUUAUGAUGCUAUGUACUAGUACUCCAUAGAGCAGUAAACAGUAGACAAGUUAGGUGAAACUGUAUUCAAUAACAGAAGAUUUAGUCUUUUCUUCAAAGCAUUAGGGGACUAGAGAGGCUGUUGUCAUAUAUAGUACUUUUGUAAAUUUGUGAUUACAAAUGAAAUACUGUUAUAUGAUUUGUGGUCCAUGAGACACUAAACGAUUUAUAUCACUUGAUGUAUGUGGGAAGAAAAUUUAUCCGAUUCAAGAAAAUAGUUCAGCCCAAGAUUUAGAGAAGGACUUGCAUAUAAAAUGAGUUUAUUUUAAUUUAUUAUAUUUAAAGAUAUAUGUUACAUCUGUCAAUUCUUGUGUUUUAUGUACAUAUUUUACUAGGUAUGCCCUCAUAAGGGAAAAUUAUUCCAGCACAUUUAUUUUGCAAAGUGUUCUUUUGAUGACUAUUAUUCAUUGUUAAAGACACCUUGGAGAUAGCAUCAUUAUUUAUUUUUAUGUUGUUUUUCUUUACUGUAUUUAAACAGCACAAUAUCUGUUUACUAUUUAUUGAUAAAGAUACAAAUCUUCAUGAAAUUCCAUUACCCGCUUUAAUAUACAUGUAAAUUACAGAAAAUAGGGAAAUAUAUACAUGUAGUAUUUCCUGGUAACAUAUUGAACAAAAUGAUCAUCAGUAAAACUGUUUCCUUUAUUUCAGCUAUUGUCUGAAAUGUACAACAUGUAACAUAAAGACAAAAUUGUUACUUGUCUGGGUUAGUUUUGGUUGUGUUACAGAUUUCUUUAAUAUUGUUUAUAUAGACACAGGAAAAAAAAUUCAUGUGAUAAUAAAUUGUCAAUAAAACCCACUUUAUGUCUA